AUGUCACAUCCCCAAACCCUCAACCUGUAUACCGUUAUGGCUCAAGUUCAGCUGAGAGCACCGACAUCCGACUGCAUCCUUCCCAUCUCUUCGAAGCGUCGCAAAACAACGAUGGCAUCAGGAAAGGACCCAGAGGUUGCCAGUGGCGUACUGAAGGACAUGGAGGGUGUGAGGGCGACAAGAAGCCGACUCGAAGCUAAUUACCUCCUCACCACGCCGCAUGUUCAUGGUCUUCUUUCUGCGCUCGGAGCCGAAGACCACCCAAGCAGCAAUGGCUUCAUUGCCGGCUCCGGACGACAUGCGCAAGUGGACGGAACAUGA
Symbiodinium natans is the source of this 321-nucleotide messenger RNA. NCBI's taxonomy places the organism in Eukaryota, Dinophyceae, Suessiales, Symbiodiniaceae. The record is from the annotation of a GenBank genome assembly.